GUGGCAUUGUGUGAGAGGGGGUAACAAUCCGAAUUCCUCCGCUUCCCCGGGAGUGAUGCAUGCAGGGAAAAAAACGCAGAGCUCCCUCCUCCUCCUCCCUCCUCCAUCUCUGCAGCAGCACACGGAGCUCCAGCAGCAGGAGGAAAAGAAGGAGGAGGAACAAUAAGCUCAGAGGAGGCUCCGCAGUCCGGCGGCGUGUCGCAGUUUUAGCGGGAGCUGGUGAAGCGGCUGCCCGGAGGAGGAGGCAGGGGGCCGGCAGAGGGAACAUGUCCUCCCCGCAGGUGUCCCGCCGGCAGUCGUGCUACCUGUGCGACCUGCCGCGCAUGCCUUGGGCCAUGAUCUGGGACUUCACGGAGCCCGUGUGCCGCGGAUGCGUCAACUAUGAGGGCGCGGACCGGAUCGAGUUCGUCAUCGAGACUGCCCGCCACCUGAAGCGCGCUCACGGCUUCCAGGAGGCCCGCGGUGCCGCGGGAGCGCCCCCGCAGCAGCAGCCCGGGGCGACGAAGAGCCAGGCGGCCACACUAAGCGGCAAGGAGCCGCCGAGCCACCACCACCACCCGGCGGAUGGUGCAGCCAAGCCCCAGCAUCCCGGGACGGACCGCUACUCGCUGGGACGCUUCGACUACGGCGGCAGGCCGCCCACCGGGAUCGGAGGACCGAACGGCUUCAAGGACGACGGCCCGCCGGAGCUGAACCGCCAGAGCCCGAACUCCCGCGGCAGGACCCCCGCCGGGCCGCCGUCCGCCGCCGUGCCACCCAGCCUGCUGCCGCAGACGGGCCGGGCCGAGCCCGGGGCGAAGCGGCCCGCCUCGGUGUCCGCCGCCGACCCGGACCGGGAGCUGAAGGAGAAGCAGCGCAACGCGGAGGUGCUGGCCGAGCUGAGCGACAGCCUGCGGAGCCGCCAGGAGGAGUGGGCGGGCCGGCCGAAGGCCGUGCGCGACACGCUGCUCGCGCUCACCGGAAGCACGCCCUUCGACGUCCGCUUCAAGAAGGACCACGCGCUGCUGGGCCGCGUGUUCGCCUUCGACGCCGCGUCGAAGCCCGGCGCGGAGCAUGAGCUGAAGCUGUUCAUCGAGUACCCGAGCGGCUCCGGGACGGUGUUCUCCAGCGCCUCGGGGGUGGCCAAGCAGAUGUACCAGGACUGCAUGAAGGACUUCGGCCGCGGGCUGUCGUCCGGCUUUAAGUACCUGGAGUACGAGAAGAAGCCGGGUUCCGGGGACUGGCGGCUGCUCGGGGACCUGCUGCCGGAGCCGCUGCGCUUCUUUCGGGAGCCGCUGUCCGUAGAGCUGCUGCCGCAGCCGCACGCCGACGGCGGCUUCCCGCUGCCGCCGGGGCGGGCGGGGGGCUCCCGGCCCGGGCUGAGGAAGAGGAAGGCCUCCCCGGAGCCGGACUCUGCGGACGAGCAGCAGCGGCAGCAGUGGCUCGGGGGCCCGGGCGAGGCCCUCAAGACCCCCCCGGAAUCCGCCGCCGCCCCCCCGCAGAACGGACAGUCCCCCAUGGCCGCGCUCAUGUCAGUGGCGGACGCGCUCGGUAACGCGCACUCGCCCGGCAAGGACAGAGACUCCGCCGCGCACUCCAGGCACGCGGCCGGCAGCCCGGCGUCCCCGGCCUCCGCCUCCGGCCAAAGGCGCCUCUCCUCCCGCAACGGGGACCUCGGGCUGCCCGCGCAGGACCAGGUGCACGCGCAGAGCGUGCCCGACUCCCCCGUGGCCAACAGCGGACCGCUGUGCUGCACCAUCUGCCACGAGCGCCUGGAGGACACCCACUUCGUGCAGUGUCCCUCCGUCCCCGGACACAAGUUCUGCUUCCCCUGCUCCCGGGAGAGCAUCAAGGCCCAAGGGGCUUCCGGGGAGGUGUACUGCCCCAGUGGGGACAAGUGCCCGCUGGUCGGCUCCAAUGUGCCCUGGGCCUUUAUGCAGGGGGAGAUUGCCACCAUUCUGGCUGGAGAUGUGAAGGUAAAGAAGGAGAGGGACCCCUGAGGAGGAGGUGCUGGAGCCUCAAACCCAGACUUUGUUUUUUACGUUUCCUGGAUCACAGCCCAGGUCGAGGUACUUUACUUCAGCCUUCACCCACAGAGAUUCGCUCUAAUCUAAACUCAGUCAAAUAUUCAAACCAUGAAGAACAGCAAACUGUUUCAGUCGUUUAGAGUCUGGACUGGUGAUCACGCGAAAGCUUUUCUGAUUUAACACUUUCCACCUUCCUUUGUCAUCGUGUCUGUUUUUGAUGUGACGGAGGUUAAAGGUUGAGUUUUAACCUGGCGUCAGUAAAAUAAUGAGUGUUACUGAUCCAAAGCAGCGCUGACACUCUUCAGUUUAUACGUCGAGCAGAGUAAAGAGCUGACUCCAGCUCCGUGUACACGUGUGUGUGUGUGUGUGUGUGUGUGUGUGUGUGUGUGUGCAGUAAGAUCAUGCAUGCUAUAGUUUCUGUCCAACACUCACAAUCUACAGUUUCUUUACUGUGAGGCUUAAAAUAACCUCAAUAUUCUGUUAAAAGGAGUUCAUGUUAUUACAGGUGGCUCCUGUAGCGUAUUGUGUGUGUGUGUGUGUGUGUGUGUGUGUGUGUGUGUGUGUGUGUGUGUGUGUGUGUGUGUAUCAUUACACCCAUGAAUCCAAAUCUGUGACCACGGCGCCGGACCGUCAGCCCGUUUCUGCAUCUGUAAAGAAAACCUGAUAAAAAUACGACGAAGGCGAGAAACGGAGAUUAUCGUGAUGUAGUUUAAUAAACGUCUCGGACAAGCAGGCGACUCUUAUUUUGAAACAAAGAAAUAUGUUUUAAAAGAAAAAUGUAAUCGUCCAAAUUAUCCAACAAACUCCGAUGUAUGACAUCAGAGUGGUGAUCUUUGGUUCGUUUACUUUGUGAAUGAGUUGUUUUUGUCUGUUGUCCAGGACGAUGUGCUCACAGACUGAAACAGUUUGACUGAAACAUGAAACAUUACUGACGUUAGUCUGUGCCUGUUGUGUGGCUCCAGGUGUCGCUCCUGCCAUCGUUCAUGUUCGUCUGGAGUUUGUGUCCUCGAGUCGCCGUCACACUUCCAUCUCACAGUGAAAUUCACAUUAGUUAUGUUUGUUUUAAACGGUCGUAAAUUCUUCCUGUUUGACAAACGAACCCUCCCAACAAACUGCUGACGGACUCGGACGUUACAUUUCACCGCUGACCGGGUGGAGAAACGUGUGGAGGGUAGGCGGAGCUCACGUUCAGCGUUUAUUACCUUUGACUCUUUGUAAUUAACGUCGUGGACAUCAACAACCUCGUGGUCUCAGAAUGACAUCAGGCUGUCACUGUUGUGAAGCAUCGUCUGUUAGCAGCGAUGAGACCGGCGGUGAGUUUCAGGGCGUCUUUGUGCACGUUCCCACUGCAGGAAGCGGCCGGUAGGACGUCAUUUCAGGAGGAGAAAGUGCUCGCUUACAGUCUGUUGCUCCACUUUCCCACUCUGUGGAGUCGCACUCGCCGCAGCUGGAGGGGCUCUUCAUGAAGGGUUAUUACAGAAAUGCAGCUGAAGCUGUGGAGCGCGCUCACAGCAGGUCCAUACCUGUGUCAGGUGUCCUCACUGUGAGCGUGCACACACACUCGUUUUAAACUGAUCGUCACGACGAUCGCUGUCAUCUCGGCUCGCUGUCGUCCGCUGUGAGCUCACAGAGCCUUGGUUUAAGUUAUGGCUCGUGGUUUUGGUGCCUUUAACGAGGCGUCGCACAAAGAUCAGCUCGGUAACGUUCUCGGCGGUAGACCGUCACUCCUGUGGCACGUCGGCAGAAGCAGGGGUGUUUGCUCAUGAGCUUAAGAUGAUUAGACAAUAACUGGCUGUGUACAGACUUGAACUUUAACCUCAGGCUUGUUGGACGUGCAGAUGAAACGGGCGUCAUGCUGUUUACAGAGCCGCUCCUCGCCUGAAACAGCUGCAGCAUCAGUUCACCUCCUCUAACCCAACAUGGCUGAGAGGAGGCGCGGCCGCGCUCGCUCGUGACUCUUCCUGAUCUCUGCAGCAGCUUUGAGACUCGCUGCAGCCGUGAGCCGUCACCGUUCAGCUGAACGCGUUUGCUGCUCCUCAUAACUCGGUUAUAGAAACUUUCUGUGCUUUAAAAAACAAACAAACUUCAUAGUUGGAUAUUUUAGAGCUUUGUUGAUCCCGUCCAGUGAAUAAAUGUUAUGUUUCUGUUGCACCUGGAUCCACAAAGCAAACACAAAGAUGGAGGUCAGACUGAUGAAUUCUUCAUUUUCAGUCAAUUUAAAACAAAUUAACUCUCAAAUCCAGAGUUUCUUCUGUGGACAAACUGGUUCCAGUGGUUUGAAGUGAACCAACCAAAAAACGCCUCGACUCGAGGUCACCUCGAGGAACACGUCUGCUGCUCGUUUGCUGGUUUUCUUCCAUUUGGACUGGACAGGAAGUGAGACCCGUGAACACGCUCGGACUCUGACGGCUGUUGGAGAGACUAAACAGGAAGUUCAGUUUGUUUCUUCUGCCCUGAAAGCCAACGGUGUCAGAGUAUAAUUAUGCUGACGUUUCACUGCAGAUGUAAACGAAUAAAUCAGCAUAAAAACAGACGAGCAGGACGUAGAGUCGUGUUCAAACGAUGCUUGGAAUUGUGUAUCGUUUCUACUUUGUGUCAUGAUCUAAAUGUAAAACAGAAAAAAACCUUUUGUACUUGAAAACUGUGUCGGAUGUUUUGGGACAUCAAAGAGGAGACCGUCGCCGUGCACACGCCGUCUUCCCUCCAUCCAGAUGAGGACUGCUUCCAGUGAGUUUGGAGCAGACAGCUGAACUUAUAAAUAUUCUACAUGUGGAUGUUUCAGAAAACGUGUUUAACAAAGAAACGAGCGUGUUGUGUUGUCGUGGAGAUGAAGGCGUGAUCAGUGCCGUGGUGUUUAGGAGGUUCAGCGUGAGGCAGCCGGUAGUCGCUAACACAUGCUCCAUUUUUACAUUAGAAAGUCGUGUCUGUAAAGAAAACAACAAAAAACAACUUUUUUUAUUUUUAUAGAAAUAAUUCAUUUCAUACUUUCAUUUUGAAUUGGACGUUUUUUUUCCUUUCUAAUAUAUUUUGUACUGCAAUAAGAACCCUCCUCUGUGUUCCUGCCUCACAAGGUUCAGCUUGUUUUGUAUUUCUGUUCAGAUAAAAAUGAAACUAACACAUUUGAUCUUGUAACGUGCCUUGGAGCUGAGUCGGUUGUAAUAAAUUCCUUUUCUGUCAAA
This is a messenger RNA of Pelmatolapia mariae (spotted tilapia), 5185 nucleotides long. RefSeq names its product interferon regulatory factor 2 binding protein-like (gene irf2bpl). The transcript has a single exon. Gene Ontology annotation, molecular function: transcription corepressor activity; metal ion binding. NCBI's taxonomy places the organism in Eukaryota, Metazoa, Chordata, Actinopteri, Cichliformes, Cichlidae. Gene Ontology annotation, biological process: regulation of transcription by RNA polymerase II. The record is from RefSeq and is a predicted model, not a curated record. Bases 60 to 1979 code for a protein of 639 amino acids. Gene Ontology annotation, cellular component: nucleus.